AUGGAACCAGAACUCUUUUUAAAUCCAAUCAACGAAAAUUAUGAACAAAAAAAACUAACAUGCAGUUCCUUCGAUUAUUUAAAUCAAGAAUUGAAUGCAGAUUACCUAAAAGAUCAAAAUGAAAAAAGUUUAGAUUACAAUGAUAUGAUGAUUCAAACUCUAGAAACUAGCCCAAAAUAUUAGAUAAUUGAUGAUGAGUUUUACUGCCAAUUUUAUGAACAGUAUCAUGAAUAAUUAUUUGAAAAUCUUUGGGCAAAGAAUUAGAAUGAAUAACUUUUAAAUAAAGAAGUUUUUAGACUUGAUGGCAUUAAGAUGAUAGAUCAUUGCGAGUAGACAUAUAUGUAGCAAGUAUCAAAUCCUAGUUUGGGAUAAUAUAUUUAGCAGUCUAAUAAAUAGUCAUAAUGCAAAGCAACGUCACUCAGUGAAUCAACUCAAAAUCCAAACCUUCAUUUAGCAAAAAGUUAAGUUUUGAUCGGAGGUUCAAAUGUUGAUCGUAAGUUAUCCAUUUGUUCGCUAUCAGCUAAAACUGCUAAUGAAAUUUAAAUUGGAAAAUAUCAAAAGUAUUAAGAUGAGUUUAAUGGCUUAUAAAAUAUAAAUACUUAAUCGCGCUAAAAAGCUAAAGGAAUAAAGAACUCAUCUAAAAUCUAAAAAUAUUUCAAGAGGAAAAAUAGAUAGAGACCAUUUAGAGGCAGAUUGCAAAAACGUGAUGAAUAGCUGAUGAUAUUACAAAAAGAAUUUGAAAAUAAUUCAAAUUGGUGCUAAAGUCUAGUCCGUGUACUAGCUUUUAAAACUGGAUUAACUCCUGCUUAGGUGUACAAAUGGAAUUGGGAUUAUAAAAUUUUCUAAAAUUAGAUGUUUAUGAAGGAUAUUCACUCAUUAGUUAAGUGUUAUGGAAAAAUAUUCAAUGUUGAAAAAGAUAUUUAGAAAUAAGCAGAAAGAAUGAUAUCAAUGGAUUAUAUUUGA
Messenger RNA from Stylonychia lemnae, 963 nucleotides. Lineage: Eukaryota; Ciliophora; Spirotrichea; Sporadotrichida; Oxytrichidae. The record is from the annotation of a GenBank genome assembly.